Molecule: messenger RNA, 1969 nt
Organism: Sinocyclocheilus rhinocerous
Lineage: Eukaryota; Metazoa; Chordata; Actinopteri; Cypriniformes; Cyprinidae
Product: autophagy-related protein 16-like
Exons: 17
Coding region: 1-1521 (506 amino acids)
Biological process (GO): autophagosome assembly
Cellular component (GO): autophagosome membrane; phagophore assembly site membrane; Atg12-Atg5-Atg16 complex
Molecular function (GO): protein binding; protein-membrane adaptor activity
Source: RefSeq, a predicted model, not a curated record
AUGAUCUGUUUGGCCCAGAGCGUGAUUGAACUAAACAACCAGAUUCAGCAGAAAGACAAAGAGAUCCAGAGUAAUGAAGCCAAGAUGCUGGAGUAUCAGCAGCAGAUCUCCCGUCUGGAAGGAGAGUGUCGCGAGCUGCGCAACUCUCUGGCCGAUCUGGAACGAGCCAAUCAGACGCUGCGAGACGAGUACGAUGCCCUGCAGAUCACGUUCAGCGCCCUGGAGGAGAAACUACGGAAAACCACAGAGGACAAUCAGGAGCUGGUGACACGCUGGAUGGCAGAGAAAGCGCAGGAGGCCAACAAACUCAACGCUGAGAACGAGAAGGACUCCAGGCGCAGACAGGCGAAGCUUCAGAAGGAACUGGCGGACGCAGCGAAGGAACCUCUUCCCAUAGACCCAGAUGAUGACAUCGAAGUUCUCUCAGAGGAUGCUGGGAAGGGAACGGGUGAAACGUCACCGAGCAGACAGACCAGUCGUGCACCCAGUAGACGAGUGUCUCAGCCUCCUCCUCCUGCUGGACUGCUGGAUUCCAUCUCUAAUAUCUUUGGCUUGUCUGAUUCUGUCCAACCUGGUUUCGUCCCAUCUGACUCCAGAAGGCGUCGCUCGGCGAAUUCGUUCGGCUCGUCUCCUGAAAGCGCUGAGGUGCCGUCGGCCUGCGCUGAUGUCCGAGUUCCCUCCACUGCGCUGCACGUCUUUGACGCCCACGAUGGAGAAGUGAACGCCGUGAGGUUCAGUCCCGGUUCCCGUCUGCUUGCCACGGGAGGAAUGGACCGCAGGGUGAAGCUCUGGGAGGUUGUUUCUGGGCGAUGUGAACCUAAAGGUGCACUGACGGGCAGUAAUGCUGGAAUCACCAGCAUAGAGUUUGAUAGUGCGGGCUCGUAUCUGCUGGCUGCGUCGAAUGAUUUCGCCAGCAGAAUCUGGACUGUUGAUGACUACAGACUGCGGGUGAGCAUUUCACUGAAAACACAGCCAUGCACGCAUAAAAUGUUUAUCAGCCUAAUAAGACUCUCUUUCUCAGGCAUGAAGACGGUGUUUGCUGGUUCUAGCUGUAAUGACAUCGUCUGCACGGAGCAGUGUGUGAUGAGCGGACACUUCGAUAAGAAAGUUCGUUUCUGGGACAUCAGGGCGGAGAGUAUCGUGCAUGAGCUGGAGUUGCUGGGACGCAUUACCUCUUUGGACCUCAAUCACGACCGGACCGAGCUGCUGAGCUGCUCUCGUGACGACCUGGUGAAGAUCAUCGAUCUGCGCAGUAAUGCAGUGCGACAGACGUUUAAUGCUCAAGGUUUCAAGUGUGGUUCAGACUUCACCAGGGUCACGUUCAGUCCUGAUGGAAGUUACGUGGCGGCCGGUUCUGCAGACGGCGUUCUGUACAUUUGGAACGUUCUGACGGGGAAACUAGACAAAACCCUUGAUAAGGGUCACAGUUCUGCCAUUAAUUCGGUGUCCUGGUCUCCAUCGGGUGCGUACGUGGCCAGUGUUGAGAAAGGCAGCAAGGCCGUGCUCUGGUCUGACAUGUGAGCUCUGUUCCUCCGCAGUGAUUGGUUGAGCGCCGCCCCGCCGUGAUUGGAUGAAACGGACUGUAAAGACAGAAAGAAAGUGAGCCCACCCUCACGUCCCACUGUCCUCUUGAACUACCUUUCCCACAAUGCCAUCUGUUCGGCUGUCUGUGUAUGUGUGAUCGGACAGCACCGCACACGUAUUAUACAUAUUUAUAUCAGCUUUCAUGUACUGUCUGUCUCACACACACUUGAUGUGAGAUGAUGGAGAUUACGCAAGUGACUCUCACUGUCCUACAUGACUCUUACUGCUUAUUUUAACACUGCUUUAAAAUAGUGUGUGUUUGUGUGUGUUUACGGUCAGAGUUUAUGCUUUGAUUUUACAGAUACAGGCCAUUAAGCUGUGUGAGUGUGUGUGAGUGUGUGUGAGUGUGUGUGAGAGUGUGUGUGAGUGAGUGUGUGUGUGUGUG